Molecule: messenger RNA, 922 nt
Organism: Sardina pilchardus (European sardine)
Lineage: Eukaryota; Metazoa; Chordata; Actinopteri; Clupeiformes; Clupeidae
Gene: fbxo36a
Product: F-box protein 36a
Exons: 4
Coding region: 176-586 (136 amino acids)
Biological process (GO): SCF-dependent proteasomal ubiquitin-dependent protein catabolic process
Cellular component (GO): SCF ubiquitin ligase complex
Molecular function (GO): protein binding
Source: RefSeq, a predicted model, not a curated record
UAACGUUAGUGAUGAUGUGCGUGUGCUGACUUGCUGCCUCACCAAGUUACAAGCCAUAGAUGACGCUCGAGUACCGGGGUCGGCCUGUUGACGCUUUACGACAGAGGCAUAGGUGAUAUGGACAUCGUGGAAAAUCUCUUUGAGGAGCGAGUUCCGGGGUGCUGCACCGGGAGAGAUGAGGCAAUCCCACAACGACUUCUUACAUGAUGCUCGGCUGCAACACCAGGUGGGCGUGGUGUUUGGCCAGCACACCCUGGAGCACUCUAAGGCCCUGUGCGAGGGACACUACAACUACCUGGAGCGGCUUCCCAACCAGCUGCUGCUUCGCGUCUUCUUCUACCUUAGUUUCAGGGACAUCGGCCGACUCGCACAGACCUCCAAGAGGUUCUCGAAGCUGUCUAACUCGCCUGAGCUGUGGGAGCAGACCGUGCGCGUGCGUUGUGAGGAGCUGACACCAGACAUGGAGAUACUGGCCAACGCUAUGGGCUGGAGGAAGAUCUUCUUCACCUUCUUCCACGAGAAACUGCGGGCCUCUAAGGCCGGCCCAGCCUCAGACUCCCUGCCCUCUGCCAUAAACCUGGCCUAGGCCCCUGUCACCAAAGCAUCUUAGUGACCUCAAUGUGAAGGCUGCACUACAAUCUCUUUGUAAUGAGCACUUAUGUUUUUCUCAGAUAAAUUGUAUUUUUAUGUAUUUAUUAAUUUUUUACAUGGUAAGGGUGAAUACCAAAGCCGAUGAAUGUGAGUCUGAAUAUCAGAAGAUUUGUUUACACUGUUGAUUUAUGUUUGAAGAUGUUUGAAGUGCCAAGUGCAGCUCACUGUGAACACUUUUCUGCUGUGAGUCACCGUUGAAGAAGUUAAAAACUUCUGUGGUUUGCAGUGUUGUUCAUAUUCUAUGCAGAAUAAAGAACAGUGUGUGAAUUAA